UGGUGGUGGUGGACACAGAGCGCCAGUGGGCAGAGUGCGCACCAGCAACUUCCAUUGUCGAAGGAGAGGAGAUUAGAUCACACAGCUUCAGCUCUGCUGUUUCUGUCUCCUCUUUGUCUCUCUCUUUCUCUCUCUAUUUCUACUCUCUCUCUCUCUCUCUAUAUAUAUAUAUAUAUUUAUCUUCUUUUUGAAGUAUCGUUUCUGCGAAGCCAAUUAAUUAUACUCUCAAUCUACCUUCAAAUCCACACUUUGAAAUCGGGCCAAUUUGAGCCCAGUCCGCUAUGUAAAAGCUAUUUUAUCGUUCUGCUAAUUCGUGAGGUUGAAACAAGUGUAAUGACAUCCUCGGAUUUGGAUCCGGUUGUGAGCUGAGAUGGACCCUCCGGCGAUGAUCAACGGCGGCGCAUUUCAGUCUGCGGCGGUGCAGUUCAAUUUGGGGGAGAUCUGGCCUUUCCCUAUCGGCAACGGUGAGUCCGGAGGGGGAUUGGGCCAAUUUACGGAGAAUGUGAGUGUGAAUUGGGGAGUUUCCGGUAAUGAUCCGAUGGUUCUGGAUCAGAGAGGGGCUCGGAAUGGCGGUUCCAGGAAGCGGCGUGGCGCGGCUCCAGUGGAUGAGGCCACCAAGGUUGUAUCAGCGAGCACUGGCAACGGCAUGAAUGAUUGCAAUGGGAAACGCAUUAAGACAGGGGGUACUAGAGAUGAGAAUGGAGAUUCCAGAGCUGAAGCAGAGGCAAAUUCAAGCAAGCCAGGGGAACAGAAUACAAAACCAGCCGAGCCACUGAAACAAGAUUACAUCCAUGUUCGAGCAAGAAGGGGCCAAGCCACAGAUAGCCAUAGUCUAGCAGAAAGAUUUGAUGGACAGGCUAGGAGAGAAAAGAUAAGCGAAAGAAUGAAAAUUUUACAGGAUCUGGUCCCUGGUUGUAAUAAGGUCAUUGGCAAGGCAUUGGUUCUGGAUGAGAUAAUCAAUUAUGUUCAGUCUCUACAACGACAGGUGGAGUUUUUGUCGAUGAAGCUUGAAGCAGUUAAUUCGAGAAUGAACCUGGGAAUUGAAGGAUUUCCUUCAAAAGAUUUUAGUCAACAAACAUUUGACACAGCUGGAGCGACAUUCAGUUCACCAGCAACAGGAGCCUACCAUAGGGGUUCAUCACCAGAAUGGCUACACAUGCAGAUUGGCAGUGGCUUCGAAAGAACAAGAUGAUGACACGAUUAGAGUGGUUCCAUUGCCAAUUAGAGAAUCAAAAAGGGCAUAUGCUUGAUCCCCCGGUGGCUGAAAAACAUACUCAUUCCUCUUGAACCAGAUCGACACUUCCGGCCUGGGAGCUUUGGUUACCUUAUCAUUUAAGGUAUCUGAAAUGCAUAUAUGAGUAUCUUCAUUUGACAGAAAAUGAAAUUCUGUUCAUAUAUUCAAUAGCAUAUAAACAAAAUCCUAGAUGGACGGACUAUUGUUAUCGAAUCAUACCAUUACCUGUUUAGAACUUCAGAAGCUUCCUGUGUGUGUUGGGAAGCUGAAGGUUCAUGCAAUAAAGCAAUUUAUCAA
This is a messenger RNA of Diospyros lotus (date-plum), 1531 nucleotides long. Its product is annotated as transcription factor BHLH089-like. The record is from RefSeq and is a predicted model, not a curated record. Gene Ontology annotation, molecular function: DNA-binding transcription factor activity; protein dimerization activity. NCBI's taxonomy places the organism in Eukaryota, Viridiplantae, Streptophyta, Magnoliopsida, Ericales, Ebenaceae. The coding region runs from base 371 to 1192 and encodes 273 amino acids. Gene Ontology annotation, biological process: regulation of DNA-templated transcription. Gene Ontology annotation, cellular component: nucleus. The transcript has 6 exons.